Molecule: messenger RNA, 2006 nt
Organism: Eublepharis macularius
Lineage: Eukaryota; Metazoa; Chordata; Lepidosauria; Squamata; Eublepharidae
Gene: SRMS
Product: src-related kinase lacking C-terminal regulatory tyrosine and N-terminal myristylation sites
Exons: 8
Coding region: 166-1662 (498 amino acids)
Biological process (GO): cell differentiation; innate immune response; protein phosphorylation
Cellular component (GO): extrinsic component of cytoplasmic side of plasma membrane
Molecular function (GO): non-membrane spanning protein tyrosine kinase activity; ATP binding; signaling receptor binding
Source: RefSeq, a predicted model, not a curated record
CUCAGGCAGUAUCUCCUAUCGUUUGGCGUUGUUCUGGAGUGUGUCUGGAGGGGGGACAGCAGCACUGGAUAGUCACCCAGCGGAUGAAAAGCAUGGCGGUGCAAAUGAUGCCACGUCUCCCUUUUUCUUUACGGAACCCUUUGGACUAGCCAGACGGCAUUCUACAUGAGAAAGCUUCAAGGAGAGAUGGACCACUUCCUCAGGAAACACUUUGCUUUCCUUGCCAGCUUUUGGAACAAGUUUCUACCCAAUGGCGUUCCAAAUAACCAUUCCCUGGAUUUCUUGGAGCAGGACCUAGGGUCCUUAAACCCCACGUUGGAUCCUAAGGAUCCCGGGCCCAGUUCUUCCCUUUUUGGUGUGUUGUACGACUUCACUGCCAGGAAUGCAGAUGAGCUGAGUGUCAACAGGGGAGACAAGCUCUGCGUCCUCAAAGAAGAGGGAGAAUAUGUUUUGGCAAGGCGGCUUUCUGGAGACCCGGUGGUAGGCUACGUCCCUGCAAAUUAUGUCAGCAAAAUUGGCCAAGAACCUGUUGCUCAGCCGGUCUGGUACAUAAGCGGGAUCAGCAGAAACAAAGCCCAGAUUCUCCUCCUCUCGUCCCCGAAUCGGCACGGCUCCUUCCUCAUCCGGGACAGCGAGAGUAACAAAGGGGAAUACUCUCUGUCAGUUCGGAACCAUGCCAAAGUCAGACACUUCAGAAUCUACAAGGACCCUGGAGGAAGUUUGUACUUGGAAAAAGAACACAUGUUUUCCAACCUGGAGCAGCUCUUGGCUUACUACACAGUCAACUGGAAAGUCAUUCAAAGCCCAUUGCUCCAGCCCUGCAUCCAAAAGAGAUCUUCCGAGGCGGACCAAUGGGAGCGUCCCCGUUCCGAAUUCAAGCUGUGGAGGAAGAUGGGAGAAGGAUGCUUUGGAGAGGUGUGGGAAGGAAUGUGGAAGAACACAGUGCCAGUGGCCAUCAAAAUCAUGAAACAAGUAAACAUGAGAGAUGACUUUGCCAAAGAGAUCCAGAACUUGAAAAGCUUGAAACACACGCGGCUCAUCAAACUCCUUGCGAUCUGUUCGGUCGGAGAACCUGUCUACAUCGUCACGGAGCUGAUGAGGAAGGGCAAUUUGCACAGCUACCUCAACAGUAUAGCAGGGAAGGAACUCACUAAGCAUCACCUGCUCAGCAUCUCUUGCCAGGUAGCUGAUGGGAUGACGUACCUGGAAGAGCAGCACGUAGUUCACAGAGAUUUGGCAGCCAGAAACAUUCUGGUGGGAGAUGAUCUCGCUUGCAAAAUCGCCGAUUUCGGCCUUGCUAGACUCCUCAAGGAUGACAUUUAUUCCACCAGCGGCAAUGCCAUGAUCCCUGUGAAAUGGACGGCCCCAGAAGCGGCCGUUUACCAGACCUACUCCCUCAAAUCAGAUGUUUGGUCCUAUGGGAUUCUUCUCUAUGAAGUUUUUACAUAUGGGCAAAACCCCUACGAAGGGAUGACCAAUCAAGAAACUAUCCAGCAGAUAACUCGGGGCUACCGUCUCCCUCGGCCUAAUAACUGCUAUCCCGAAAUAUACAGCAUCAUGCUAGACUGCUGGAAGGCCAACCCGGAAGACAGACCAACUUUUCUUAUCUUGAGGGAGCAGCUCUUCUCUAUUUAUAAAUGGGCCCCUCACCCAUUCUCUUGAAGAGAGAAUGUCACCUGCGGCAUUGAUUAUGGACAGUCAGUCCUGAAUCCUCAACCGGAUUAAUAGGAACUGCUAAAGAUACACAGCCUAAGCCCGCCUUGGGCCAAAAAUAUAUUUACACAUUUGAAGUUGGAAUAUAUGAAGGCCUUCUUCUUGGGAAGUACAAAGAUAAGCCCCGCUCGGCUUUCCUGGAUGUGUCCACCAGAAGAUAAUUUGCUGUUGAUACUUAUAGUUAAGCUGUCAUUGUGAAAGGAAGCAGAAGACGGAAUGUUCUCGUGGAAGCUAUGGACUAAUUUAUUCGCUACGUACUGAGGUUGAUUUGCAUUAUUCAAUAAAUGUGUGCA